AGUCAUUCAGUGACAGCUCCUCCCACACCUUGUGACAGGAGGAUGGAAGAUGGGUUUGAUUGACAUCUCCGAAUCCUUUUGGUUAUUGCCUAGGGGGCGUGACCAUGGAGACUUUGAUUGACGUCCGGCGCGCCCACGAGUAGUUGCGCGUCCCCCGGUGGCUGUGGGGGUUUGAAUUUCUAACCGGGAUCGUUUAAUAUCUACUUCAACAGAAGGCAAGUUAAAACCAGCAAUGCAGCAAGUACUGGAUAACCUCGGUGAGCUACCAACAUCAACAGGCGCAAAGGAGAUCGAUCUUAUCUUUCUCCGAGGCAUAAUGGAGAGCCCAAUUGUAAGAUCAUUAGCGAAGGCUCAUGAGAGACUUGAAGAUGUUAAACUGGAAGCAGUACGUGACAAUAAUAUGGAACUUGUGUCAGAAAUUCUGGAGGAUAUCAGACCAUUAACAAGUAAAGACGACAGUGCAGCAGAACUCUCACGCAUUUUGAAAGAACCCCAUUUUCAGUCUUUAUUGGAGGCCCAUGACAAAGUGGCAUCAAAAUGCUAUGAACUGCCACCAGAAUCUGAAAUUAAUAAUGAAGCACCAGUGAACAACCAGCAACUUGUACAAGCUGAUGCCGUACGAAUGAUUGGUAUCCGCAAGAAGGCAGGGGAGCCCUUGGGUGUCACAUUCAGGGUUGAGAAUAAUGACCUAGUAAUUGCUCGAAUACUUCACGGAGGAAUGAUUGAUCGCCAAGGCCUGCUUCACGUGGGAGACAUCAUUAAGGAGGUGAAUGGACAUGAUGUUGGAAACAAUCCAAAAGAGCUCCAGGAACUGCUAAAAAGCAGCAGUGGGAGCAUAACUCUGAAGAUACUUCCCAGCUACAAGGACAGCCCCACACCUCAGCAGGUAUAUGUAAAAGCACAUUUUGACUAUAAUCCUGGAAAUGACAAUUUAAUUCCUUGCAAAGAAGCAGGCCUUAAAUUUUCAAGAGGAGACAUCAUGCAAAUUGUCAACCGUGAAGAUUCAAAUUGGUGGCAGGCUUGUCAUGUGGUUGGAGGGAUGACAGGACUUAUUCCAAGCCAGUUCCUGGAAGAAAAAAGAAAAGCAUUUGUGCGGAGAGACUGGGAUGGCUCAGGAGUCCUCUGUGGAACUAUUAGUGGCAAAAAGAAGAAAAAAAUGAUGUACCUCACAGCGAGGAAUGCAGAGUUUGAUCGCCACGAACUGCAGAUUUAUGAAGAGGUGGCCAAAAUGCCUCCAUUUCAGAGGAAAACACUAGUAUUAAUUGGAGCCCAGGGGGUUGGCCGGAGAAGUUUGAAAAACAGACUUAUAGUACUUAAUCCUUCCAAAUUUGGAACAACAGUACCAUUUACUUCAAGGCGACCAAGAGAUGAUGAAAAAGAUGGCCAGGCUUACAGAUUUGUGUCAAGAGUGGAGAUGGAAACUGACAUUAAAGCUGGUCGCUACCUGGAACAUGGAGAAUAUGAGUCAAAUCUGUAUGGUACCAAGAUAGACUCCAUUCAUGAAGUCGUCAAUGCAGGAAAAACAUGCAUUCUAGAUGUUAACCCCCAGGCUCUGAAGAUUCUGAAGACAUCCGAGUUCAUGCCAUAUGUUGUAUUUAUUGCUGCUCCUGAGCUGGAUACACUACGCUCGAUGCAUAAAGCAGUUGUUGAUGCAGGAAUAACCACUAAGCUUUUAACAGACAUGGACUUGAAAAAGACAGUUGACGAGAGUGCUCGGAUUCAGAGAGCGUACAGCCACUACUUUGAUCUCACCAUUGUAAAUGACAAUCUAGACAAAGCUUUUGAAAAACUCCAAACGGCAGUGGAUAAGCUCUGUACAGAACCACAGUGGGUGCCGGUCAACUGGGUCUAUUGAACUUGUAACUGAACUGGAAGGAAACGCAUGUGGACACACAAACCGGGGAGACCUAUGCCGACCAAGUCUUCAUCGGGUAUCCCAUUCAACUACAGUACGUUCACUUUUUAUAACAAAAUUGAAGGGAAAGUGUACUUAAUUUAUUUUAAUUUUAUACAUUUUUACAAAGCUCUUUUUAUUCAUAUCAUCCUAAACUUCAAGAAUUCAACAGAAAUGGGUGCAUUUUUUUCUGUUCUUAUUUGUUCCUGCACCUUGUGUGGCAUUUUCAGCUAAAGAUGUGAGAAAAAAGAAGACCUUUGAAUCUUGUUCUUCACCCGUAAAUCAUGUCAGGUGUAAUCAGGAAUGUUUUUUUUUUUUUUAAAUAGGAAGGAAACUGUAUGCUUCAGCUGGGAUAUUUUACAUUAGAGCAAUACAACUUUUAUUUGAAUUUCCACUCUGUCUGAAAAUGAACUUCCAGUGAUACUCCACAGUCUGUGUUUUUGUUUAAAAAAAAAAAAGAAGACAAACAGGGUGCAUUCAAAUAUGAAAAUCUCUUGUUCUAAGAUGAUUCAAUAAUGAAAUGCCGAUUGUUAAUAUGGAUGCUGCAUGGAGACUGAGGGUCCAAAACAGACAAUUGUAUGUGUUCAAAAAAAGGCAUGCACUUCUGCACGUGUUCAGCAUUGCCAAAGACAAAUUGGAAUACAAAGCUGGAACCUGGUGUUCAGAGUAUUUCUGCAAGGGAAGAAGAAUUAAGAGAGCUCAGUAUUUGAAAGCACCUCAUGCACAGUAUUAAUGUGGUCAGUCUUUAAUUUCUGUUUAUUUCCUAAUAAUAUGGAGAAACAGAGACCUGAAGAGUAGCUUUAUGUGAAAGAGUUCAUCUAUACACUCGUAAAUAUAUAUAGUAUAUAAAUAUAUAAAAUGUAUAAAUGUGUACGCAUUUCCCUUUACUCUUAGAGUAAAUUACGAACAGCAGAGGGGUUAGUAGUAUGCAGUAGGUUUUAAUGUGUCUAUUCACUUACUGUCACUUUCUCAUUUGUAUCUGCAACCCAAAAAUCCUGUUUGCUGCCAGUUUUAAUUCACUUUGUAUCACAGCUCACUCAUACAUCCUUUUCUUUUGCUCAGAAGGGUUUAUAUCUUACAUGAAAUGAUACUUGUGCAGGGGUCUAAAACACAAGGGGUCCUGAAGUCAAAGAGGGGAGUAGGGUCAGUGAUCCACAGAGACUCUGGAGGGCCUGCAGCUCUGAGGUUGAUACGUACUUUAGAGAGGCCCUCUUGGGCUUCACACAGACAUGAACAAUUUAUAGCACCAUUUGUCACUACUUGUCUACAUAAUGCAGAUAUCAUUAUUUUUACUCAGUUUAUAUUUAAAAAAAAACCAUAAAACUGAAGACUUCAUCUCUUCAGAAUGCACACCUUAACCCUAACUCUACAAACGUGUAUAUGAGUGUUUCCAAACUUAUUAUCUGGUGGCACACUUUUUUUUUUUUUACCAAAACCAUCCCAAGGCACACCACCAUUCUUCUAACGUCAUACACAUGCCCAGCUGUCAGAAUUGCAGGAUGACCGGAGAAGCCAGUAAAAAAGGGCAGCCCAGAGAUCAGCAUUCCCAGACACGGCACUUGAUGAGUACUUUGGUGGCAUCUCCCAGCUGCUUCGUCCCUUUGCCUGUCCCUCUCUGACUCUGGGACAACACGUAUGCCCACAAUGAGACUUGCUGGCAACCACACACUCUGGCAGAUGGACUCCAGCAGUCAGCAGAUGCAUCUGAAGUUUUCCAAGUGCUGUGUCUGCAACAUAGCGAUGGCAGAGCUGCUUUUAUGCCAGCUUCUCCAGGUGGUCCUGUAAUCCACAGACAGAUCUGGACCACCUGUUUAGCUUGUCCCUCUCAGGUUCACACCCAGGUAUGGUACACCGUUAUUUCUACAGCACACCUGGGUAAGCUCUCUUGGCACACCACUGUGCCACAGCACACUGGUUGGAAAUUGCUGGUGUAGAUGAUACGCCAAAAUAAAGAUUUAUGCAAUAGAUAAUAAGGUGAUCAACUUUUAAACUGAAAUGCUUGUGACAUUGCUGUUAAUACUGAAGAGAGGUAAAGGUCAUUCAGUUUUGGACAUUAUUAAGAAAAAUGGAGUCAUUUAAAUUUCUCUUUAAGCUAGUGCCACUAGAUUACUAAUUUAGGGAAUAAAAGCCGAGCAGUUUAUAAAAGUAACAUUGUAGCUUUGUAAAGACAACACAGACAAACGAAUCAAAAAGCCAACACUGCCAUUACUGGUCAUUGCUAACACCGAAAGAAGCUGUCAAAAGUUUGAUUUGUGGCAUUUAAAUUAAAAUACAAAGGUGUGUGAUGUUUAAAUUCUUGAGUUGUGCGGCAUCACUGAUUGAUUCUCUUUUAUUAUCAGAUUCAAACCGCCUCAAUUAAUAACUCAGCUCUCUCCAUUGUAAUUCUCUUAGGUAGCAACAGCCCACCUGGCCAGAGGCACCAAUUCAGGCCACACUUUUACACAUUCAUACACCCCCUGCCAAUUUAAGUUGCCCAUUAAACUACAUGUACCCUUUUUGGGCCCCACAGACAGCCCACCUGGAAAACGGGUACGGUGUGGAAACUGACACUCUGAGUGCUUGGCUCCACUUCCUCACAUUCGUUUCAGUCGUCUCACUCCAUAGUGAUAAUGCUCUGCUAGUUUGUGUGCCAGUGGGCACUCAAAGGCUCCUGCCCACUUGUCAUGCUCAUGUUUUUCUUAUUUCUAGGACGGUUUGUUUUUCACUUCCUUUCACUCAGAUACAGUGGCUUGGACAUCAGCGUGAUGAUUCCAUGCAUAUGUGCUUGAUUUUCAUAUCUGGUGUCACUUUACAGUAAAUCUGAUGUUUUUCUUGUGGCUGUCAAUUUCAUUCUUAUUUGGAACUUUUACAUUCAAAUCGGCAUCACUUUCACAAUUCCUUUAUUUCAUUUGUAAAUACCUUCAUUACAUAAACACAGAAGGGGUGGUAAUUGUGGAAUACAAUUUAUGCCAAAAUGAAUAAAUAAAACUGCAGUUAUGAAGCUGUUAGUCACAUGAAAAAGUUUGACAAUAUAUAUAAAUGAGUCAAAAACUGUGCAAAAACAAGUACAUAAUUAAAUAAAAAUCAUCUAAAUAUUAUGGAUUAUAAAGUUACCUUAUUUGGGUUCAAUAAUGUAGUUGCCAUACCUUUAAUUAUUGUUCUUUAUAUUCUAAAAUGACCUUUGUCAAUCAAGACACAGACCAACAGGCUGAACCUGCUCCUCUUGGUCUGUCACUAGCGAUCAAUUCUUGAGUCUGACUGUAGGCGGCACGCUAAGAGUUGGGUAGUCCGGCAGACGAAAUCCAAAGAGGUCAUCUAACACACAAUGCUAUCCUGAGAGGAGCUGUCAGUGUCCUCGGACGUAGAAGUGCUCUUCAAAAUGUUGACAUUGAUAAAGAACUUGGUAGGGGUUCAAGACUGACUGAGCACACUGUGAAGAAAUCCCAUCAGCACAUAUUAAUGCUAAAUGUCUACAACUGGAAAUCUCAGUUGACCUUCUAGACAUGGCAGCCACUGUGCUCAAUUGAUCUUAAACUACUGAGAACUGCCUUGUCAAUGUGAAUAUUUUAAAGUACGCUUAUCUGUCUGAGCAUUAGAACUGUAUUGUAUAUUUGUCGUAUAAUAGUGCAGACAGUCUGCUCUUCAGAUAUGUGAGGCUAAGUGACUAUGCACUGUUAGAGACAGGGAGUCCCUGCAUUCCCCAAGGCUUGAGAACAUUCAAGAAGACUUGUGGAGAUGUUCAGUGAUGGGCUACAACAAAUGGUAGCCCCAUGCAGGGUUUUUGUGGUGGUGUUCUUGGUGGAUCAUGGAAAGUCAGAUGGAGUGAGUGUGCCAGUGACAAUAAGAAGAGGUGAUCGCCGAUGCAUUAAGGAGGAAGAAAGGCGCAAAACUAGCAGCAUCAUGCCUUCAGUGCAUAUUUGUUGUUUUAUGAGGUUUUCAUUGUGGAUUGUAAUAGCAUCACUAGGCUGUUAGGCCCUUAAAAUACAGUUUGCUAUUAUUUAAUAAAUGCGCCCAUUGCAUUGUUCAAUUACAAUAUGAAGGGGUACCCAAAAAUAACCGGAAUUGGGGAAAAAUAACUGAAACUUUAGUCUUCCUCAAAGUACUCUCCAUGUAAAUGAAUACACUUGUCCCAACAGUUUUCCCCACUGGUGGAAACAUUUUUGGAAUUGCUGAAAAGGAACAUUGUCCAAGGCCUGCAGCGAUUUUUCUUUGACUUCCUCCAUGGUCCAAAAACGCUUUCCUUUGAGUUCUUUUUUCAUAUGCGAGAACAAGAAAUAGUUGCACGGAUCAAAGAUCAGGUGUGUAGGGAAGGUGGCAAGAACUCCAAGACACACAAGUUAAUUCAGAACUCUCUUAAAUAGCCCGACGAUGAUCUUCAUAAAUUUCAUUGCAAACUUUUUCAAGAUUUUUGUCAUUCUUAAUUGUGGAAGGUUGGCCAGAUCUUGGUUGGUCUUCAAGUGACAUUUCCCAUCGUUUGAAACACGAAAACCAUUCAUAGACCUGCGUUUUACUUAAAGCUUCCUCUUUAAAAGCAGUUUCAAGCAUCACAACAGUUUCAGCAACUGUUUUCCCUAAAAGAAAGCAAACUUUAACACAGACUCACUGUUGUUUAUAAUCACCAAUCACAAAAAUUGCAGAACAUGUUUAAUAAGCACCAAGAAAAACUGACACAGAAUGCUGUUUGAACAAUACAGAGAAACGCAACUUGGCAGACUGCCACAGAAUCCUGUAAGUAUGCUACACCUAGUGGCGAAAUUCACAACGAAGUCUAGAUUGUGCGACAGGUGCAAGUUGCUGUUGUUUUUGGGUACCCCCUUUUAUAUACAGUGAUCUCUUGUUGGCAAAAAUUGCUGGAGUUGGCAAGUAGUAGGAUGAAGUUAUUGAAUAUGGCGCUAGGUAUAUUGUACCUACAAAUGUGGUUAAUCAGUCCACUGAGUGGCAUUGUGCCAAGCUGAUCGAGUGCGUGUUUCUGGCAUUUAUUUUCCAGUCGUGUGGGUGACGUUGCCAAAUUUUUUUCUUCUUCUUUGUUCAAGCCGUCAGGGCAAAUUUUCAAUAGUCAAUACUGAUAAUGUUUCUUGACAUUGGUGGAGUUGUUCAUAAAGAGUUUGUCGCCCCUGAACAAGACUUUUAAUCGGUGACAUUACAUUGAAUUGUUGAGGCGUUUUCAGGAAAGCAACAGAAAGAAAAAAAAAAAGCCAAACAUCCAGAGAAGUGGCGCACACAAGACUGGGAUUUGCAACGUGACAAUGCACCUUCACACACCGCGUUGUCAGUCCAAGAGUGUUUGAUCAAAAACAAUGUGAUUGCUGCUUCACAUCCCCAUAUUCGCCAGAUCUCACUUCUUGAGAUUUCGUUUUGUUCACGAAAUUAAAAUUGAGACUAAGAUGACUUGCUACUGUGAGAGAAAUACAAGAAAAAAAACACAGGAACUUCUAGACAUGGUAAGAAAAGAUAAGUACAGGAAGUGUGAACAGGAAGAAGGAACUAAGAUACUGCAUCUGAAGGAGAAGAUUUUGAAGGUGACUAAAAGGGAAUUGGUGUAAGUUUUACAGUUAAGUUUCUUUUUUUCUUUUCUUUGGAACCCCCUCAUAAUUCCUCUGCAAAACUGACUACAGCAACUCUUAACUGCUUUAAUGUUUUUGCCACUUUGAAUGUAAGAAAAGUCGCACCGAAGACCUUUGGUAUGUUGCUGCCUACAGUCAGGCCAAAGCCCUUAGCAAGAAAUAAUUAACUAACAGGCAAAAGGUAAGCCAAGCAACACAACCACAACACAAAGAGGCAUCUGGGAUAAACGUUGUGGACAUCACAGUAGCGUUCCGAAAAAAGUCCUCUUGUUAAAUACAAGUGCUCAGUAAUAAUGGGGUCAUUAACACUGCAGCAUUUCAAUCUAAGAUGAUUACAUUGUUGAACUAAAAUAAAAUGCUGACCUUUUAUUUCUUACUAAUUAGAUAACUUUUAUAUAAAUGUUUUUUUUUUUUUAAAACCAUUGAAAUAUAUUACUCUAUUUUUUAAUGUGAUUGUUUCGUAAUUGUCAUUUUGUUUAUUUCAUUUUGGCACCAAUGAUAUUCCACAGAAUACACAACACUUCUAUCUUCAGACCUCUAUAUGAGAGUGAUUUUAAAUUGAAAGAACUGAAAUGGAUGAUGGGACACAGCAGACAUCAGCUCGAGUAUCGCCUCCCUUUGCAGUCACUUCAGUGAUCUUUGAGAGUCAAGUGUAUGUAGGUGCAUCUCGCCAGUGCCCUCAGCAAUCUUUCAUAACACCCCCCUCACCCACCCUCACAGUGGAGCUCACUGCCUGCAUGUGUAUAAAGGUGGUCCGAAUUUGGUGAAUUUAGACUCCCUGCAUCACCGCCUGAUGAAAUGAGGGGCUGCUGGGGCAGGAGUCUAUCCCAACAACAUAGAGUACCUGGCAGGGACCAACCCCAAACCGGGUGCCAGUCUAAUGCUAUGCCCACCCACAUUGACACUAGCUUGGGGAGAAUUUAGAAUCUGCAUUUAACAAAAAUUCACAUCUUUCGGUGUGUCGCCAUGCCGCCCCUGAUGCCACUCCUGAUGUACUUGCAUUGAUUUACUAACAGACAUUCAGCAAAUUUAUACUAGCGAUGGGCCAAACAGGAAUGUUUCAGUUCAAAUACAGUAUCACAAAACUGGCAUUAAAAUUCCUUUUGCAAUGCCUCCUAAGCCUUGUUCACACGCCCAUACUUACCUGUGUCCAUUACAUAUUUUCCACAUAAAGACGCACUCAUUGUACGGCUUACUGUGUUUUUCUGCACAUGAAAACUGACUACAGGGGAAGUCACACUGCCAAACACCCCGACUCUCUGCCAUUACUUAGCAACCAUCAUAUUCCAAGUUAAGGAUACACACACUUGUGGGGAUUUUGCUCUAGCGAUCUUUAUUGAAAUAUUAAGUGAUGUUUGCAUAUUUAACGCAUGAAAAUGUUUCCAGACAGGAACCAAACUGUUCUUCUUGUGCACAAAUUUCACUGGAAGCAAAACGUGGUUUAUUUCACAAAUGUUUUUUUGCAAAGUGAAGCACUGAGUUUUGUUACAAGUGCGUGAAGUGAUUUGCUUAUCAAUAUUGGUCACCAACUGGUGAAAUGCAGAGAGAGUCGGCAGUGCCAUUUGUUCACCAGGCUCACUGGAGGAGACGUGUGCUUUUGAAAAACUCUGGUGGUAAACGCGUGAGGUGGAAUGUGCAGUGUGCCCAGUAAAUUUUAAAGUUUAAAGAUCCCGUUUAGUUUUUAUAACAUUUAGCCUCAUACUACCGUGAUAAACGACUGUGUAUCCUGCAGUUUUGUAACAUCCCAAAAACGAACGCUGCAAGUUCCGUCUGUCUUGCCAAGAUAUGGCGGUCAUGCUCCGUAACCCCCCAUGACUUGGCUAACACGGCCCAUCCACUGUACAACAUUAUUAUCAUGUAGGUCACUUCAGAUCCUGAAAAUGCAAGAGCAAUUGUAUUUUAAUUUUUUUAAAAUGUUUUCUCAUAUUUAUGCAUGUCACCAUAUUCAAAGUAUUCACUGUUGUGUUAUUGUCUUAAUACUUUUGAAGAAAGAUUUUCAUACUAGUUGGUCUCUCCAUUUUUUACAACACAUUCCAUACCAAGGUGCAGUUCAGGAACUGGAAAGAAGGGUAAGUCUUAAAAGUUUAGUCUUCAUAACAUUCAGAAAAUCAUACUCAAAAUGACCACUACACAUUUUCUACAAACAAUCGCUAGCAGUUUGUGUGUCAGUAAUGAAUUUAAGUAAGGGAACAAAUACUAAAAAGCUUUUGCAUAUCGAUGGGUAUGUUUUGUGUUGUAUGGAACUACAUGCUGAUUCCUUUUAACUGUCAGAUGGUGCAGAGAGUUGGAAACAGCCUUGGACGUGUUUACAUGGGCUCUGACUUCGUCUGGUUGUCUUCUACCACUUUCUGUUGGUCUCUCUUCAUUUUCUAUAAACCGUAGGAAAUGCGCAAAACUGACAGAUCACAGGUUUAACAACUGCUCACUGUGCCAAACCAAGUAGACUUGUGCUUUUCAUUCAGCCGUAUGGCUAGAGUACCUUUCUUCAACAUCUGACACGACCAUCUCAAAUAAAAAGAUGUAAUUUGGAAAAAUCUUA
Polypterus senegalus (gray bichir) is the source of this 9976-nucleotide messenger RNA. It is a transcript of the gene pals2b, whose product is annotated as membrane protein, palmitoylated 6b (MAGUK p55 subfamily member 6). The transcript has 12 exons. Bases 233 to 1855 code for a protein of 540 amino acids. NCBI's taxonomy places the organism in Eukaryota, Metazoa, Chordata, Cladistia, Polypteriformes, Polypteridae. Gene Ontology annotation, molecular function: protein binding. Gene Ontology annotation, cellular component: plasma membrane; cell-cell junction. The record is from RefSeq and is a predicted model, not a curated record.